CUUGCGCCUCUCCAGCAGCUAGGAAAACAUGGCUCUAGUAUGGUCGCCUCGACUUUCGUUGUUUGCAGCUCGUUUGUUUCGGGCACCUGGACGGGAACUGGCGGUUAGCGGUCCCGAUGAGCCCUUACCAGUGGUGCGCAUCCCACGGGCUCUACAGCGGCGGCAAGAACAGCGGCAGAGAGGGCGACGGAACUCCCUGCGGCCGGUGCUGGUGCGACCUGGUCCACUGCUGAUCUCGGCGCGGCGGCCGGAGUUCAACCAGCCGGCGCGCCUCACGCUGGCUCGCUGGGAGAGCGCGCCACUCGCUUCGCGUGGCUGGAAGAAUAGGCGGUCCCGCUGGGACCACUUCUCCAUCGAGCGCUCACAACGUGAGACACCAGCAUUGCGGAACUUAUCCGAGGGCAGCUUCGCGGAUCUGGGUCUGGAGCCACGCGUACUGCGUGCACUACAAGAGGUUGCUCCCGAGGUCCUUCGACCCACCACGGUGCAGUCGAGUACCAUCCCCCCGUUACUUCGCGGCCGCCACGUACUUUGCGCAGCGGAAACAGGCAGUGGCAAGACUCUCAGCUACCUACUCCCUCUGCUUCAGCAGCUCUUGGGCCGGCCAAAACCAGACCCCCGCAGUAUCCCAGCUCCUCGAGGCCUGGUCCUCGUGCCUUCGCGAGAAUUAGCUGAACAGGUGCGGAUCGUGGCCCAGCCCUUAGGCAACGCCCUGGGAAUCCAGGUGCAGGAGUUAGGGGGAGGCCGUGGCAUGAUUAGGAUUAGGCUGCAACUUUGCAGACAGCCCCUAGCUGAUGUAUUAGUGGCCACUCCGGGGGCUCUGUGGAAGUCUCUGAAAUGUCAACUGAUCAGCCUGGAGCAGCUAUCCUUCUUAGUAUUGGAUGAGGCGGACACGCUGUUGGAUGAAAGUUUCUUGGAACUCAUGGACUACAUCUUAGGGAAGAGCCAUGUAGCAGAAGGCCCAGAGGACUUAAAAGACCCCUUUAAUCCUAAAGCUCAGUUGGUACUAGUAGGGGCCACAUUUCCUGAAGGUGUAGGCCAGCUGCUGAGUAAAGUCACCAGCUCAGAGUCUCUAACCACCAUCACCAGCUCCAGGCUCCACUGUAUCAUGCCCCAUGUCAAACAGACAUUUAUGAGGCUGAAGGGAGCGGAAAAGGUAGCUGAGUUGGUGCAGAUCCUCAAGUGGCAUGACAGAGCAGAUAGGACUUGCUCCUCAGGAACUGUCCUGGUAUUCUGUAAUAGCUCUAGCACUGUGAACUGGCUAGGUUAUAUUCUGGAUGACCACAAAAUCCAACAUUUAAGGUUGCAGGGCCAAAUGCCAGCCUCAAUGAGGGCAGGUAUCUUCCAGAGCUUCCAGAAGGGCUACCGAGACAUACUUCUCUGCACAGAUAUAGCCUCUCGGGGCCUGGACAGUACCCAUGUGGAGCUAGUUGUCAAUUAUGAUUUCCCUCUCACCCUGCAAGACUACAUCCACAGAGCGGGGAGGGUGGGCCGUGUAGGGAGUGAGUUGCCAGGCACCGUCAUCAGCUUUGUUACCCACCCCUGGGAUGUGAGCCUGGUUCAGAAAAUUGAAUUGGCAGCUCGCAGGAAGAGAAGCUUUCCAGGACUGGGGUCUUCAGUGAGGGAGCCUUUGUCCCAGCUGACAUGAAGGUAGUGCCAUAACUGAUCUUUCCCUGUGUGGUGCUGGGUGGGUGAGCACACUCACCUCCCUGCAAGUCUGGAGAGUGGCUAAGCAUGACUCUUUGUAAUCUUUCAUGAGUAGUGAAAAAUAAAGUAGACUCUGGCUGUAUAUUAUA
Molecule: messenger RNA, 1796 nt
Organism: Artibeus jamaicensis (Jamaican fruit-eating bat)
Lineage: Eukaryota; Metazoa; Chordata; Mammalia; Chiroptera; Phyllostomidae
Gene: DDX28
Product: DEAD-box helicase 28
Exons: 1
Coding region: 29-1648 (539 amino acids)
Biological process (GO): mitochondrial large ribosomal subunit assembly
Cellular component (GO): mitochondrion
Molecular function (GO): ATP binding; nucleic acid binding; RNA helicase activity
Source: RefSeq, a predicted model, not a curated record